AUGAGAUUCUUUGCCGAGUUUGCCGCCUUGGACGAUGUGUGGUCGACUGCCUUCAUAGACGCCCUCGUUCUGCAGGUCGUCGGGCCUACCCCAUCCAGCAUCGAGAGCAGAGUAGACCAUCUCCGUGAGCUUGGGGUGAACUCUCUCUACAAGACUUCCCCUGUGAUCGACGGGAGACAGCUACCUCAAGGCCCCUAUUUCAUACAGAAUGGACAGCUUCACCAGGCGUACAGACUCUACCCUGAUACGGCAGAUGCUUUCGUCGUGGCUACUGUUCCGGACGAUUAUCAGGAUGGAUUCCACCCGCUCGAUGCAGCGGCCUACGGCGAGCAGCAUCCUUCGACGCUGACAAUCGCCGUGCCAUCUCGGCUCUACUCUCUGCCCACGGAAGAGAGGCCGUUCGCUGGAAAGAGAGUGGCGAUCAAAGACAUCAUUCACCUCAAAGGUCUCAAGACCGGUGCAUCCUCACGUGCCUUUACGGACUUUCACCCUCCGAGGAAUCACACGGCGCCAGUCGUUCAGGAUCUCAUAGAUCAGGGAUUCGUCGUCGUCGGGAAGACUAAGACGACGCAGUUUGCCGACUCGGAGUGGCCCACUCGCGACUGGGUCGACUAUCACGGCCCCUUCAACCCGAGAGGGGACGGCUACCUGACCCCCAGCGGAAGCAGUGCUGGCAGUGCUGCCGCUGUCGCGACCUACCCGUGGCUGGACUUUGCGCUUGGAAGCGAUACCCUGGGAAGCAUUCGGGCACCGGCGGCAGCUCAAGCGAUCUUUGGGAUGCGGCCGACCUUGGGAGCGACGAGCACUGAGGGUAUGGUUCCGUACAGCGCAAAUUGGGACACGCUUGGUGGGUUCGCCCGUACAGCAUCCGAGUUUGAGAUACUCGCGAAUGCUCUCUACGGAACAGGAUCCGAUACCAGGGAUAGAAUGCUCAAGUUAUGUUUCCUCUCCCGUGAAGUCGAAUUGCCGAGUUUACGGAGGACUAGACCGACUACGCUGCUGAUUCCCGAAGAUUAUUGGGAGAUAGAGGACGGCGAAAGUGCGCGGGUCUUUGAAGAGUUCAUCGCGCGGUUGGAGGAUUUCCUUCAGGUCAAGCGGACAAGAGUCAACCUCCAGGAGAGCUGGAAGGAGACGCGACCUAAGGGGAUGGACGAGUCGCUGGCGAGCGCGUUCCACUACGUCUUUGACUGGUCUGCCAACCGCGACCAGUGGACGGAUCUUCUGAAGCCGUUUAUCGAUUCGUAUAGAGAGGAGGAGGGGAAACAUCCCGUCCUGAAUCCCCAAGUACGAUUCAAGGUGUCUUACACGCGAACCAUAACGGCUGAGCAGAAGCGUGAGGGGGAAGAGCUGAUCGGCGUAUUCAAAGACUGGUUCUACACUCACAUCAUGCCACCGUCCGAAAACGGCUAUUCGCCCAGUAUCAUGGCCCUUCCCUGGACCGAUGGUCAGGUGACGUACCGAGACGAGUAUGCGGUAGGACCCCAGCAGUUUACUGGGCAAGGGUUCUUCUUUUACAAUAUCGGGCCGUAUGCGCGGUGCCCAGAGCUGAUCAUUCCCGUGGGAUAUACGCCGUACGUGUCCAAGUAUACCGACAGCGAAGAAGGAUUGCCGGCUGCGGUCGGGAUCAUGGCCGCCGAGGGGAGCGACGUCAUGCUUACCCAGUUGGUCGCUGGCCUCUUCGGAAAAGAUGGUUUCGAAGCCAGCGAUAGAAACAGUACAGGCUUGUGGGAUGAGCUCUAG
Molecule: messenger RNA, 1740 nt
Organism: Geosmithia morbida
Lineage: Eukaryota; Fungi; Ascomycota; Sordariomycetes; Hypocreales; Bionectriaceae
Product: aspartyl-tRNA(Asn)/glutamyl-tRNA(Gln) amidotransferase subunit A
Exons: 8
Coding region: 1-1740 (579 amino acids)
Source: RefSeq, a predicted model, not a curated record